This is a messenger RNA of Anthonomus grandis grandis, 3689 nucleotides long. RefSeq names its product cyclic AMP response element-binding protein A (gene CrebA). The transcript has 7 exons. Bases 369 to 1514 code for a protein of 381 amino acids. The record is from RefSeq and is a predicted model, not a curated record. Gene Ontology annotation, biological process: regulation of transcription by RNA polymerase II. Gene Ontology annotation, molecular function: cAMP response element binding; DNA-binding transcription factor activity, RNA polymerase II-specific. Lineage: Eukaryota; Metazoa; Arthropoda; Insecta; Coleoptera; Curculionidae.
CCGAGCGUGUUUCACGAUCACUCGUUGUGAGCGAACCGGCGUGCUCGACGACUCGAAUUUCUUCGGACCCUCAGAAGGAAACCCCCCGCACGAACAUUCACCUGUUUCGGCGUAAUCAACAGGUUAACCGGUAAACUUAAACUUACUGAAGCCCGCGCGCCUCUUUAUUUUUUUUUCUUGCGGCGUGCGUAGUUUUUUGGAGAUUUUCUUGGAAGACCGCCUAUGCGAAUGGCAGAUUUGUGAUUUUUUUUUUGGGAGAGUUUUUUGCCAUAUGGAAACGCUGAUUUUGUAGCUGUUUUUUUUUGUGUGUUAAGUACGCGAAGCUUUUUUUUUGUUAAUUUUUUCUGUUUGAAUUGGACCUUGUCAAAAUGAUGGAAACCUGCUUUGAAGUGGAUAAGUCGUUCUACGAUAUUGAAACUGCUGAUGAUUUGAAUAAGUUGUGGAAUGAGUCUGAUUUAGAUCCGGAAAUGCCAGAUGUCUUAAGGCUUCACUCUGGGGAAAACGGCGACGAGUGGUCUUUUAUUGAAGCCAAAGAUAUUCCCGGAAUAAUUCUGCACGAUCGGUUAAUGACAGACGCGGCACUGGGAACCAGACCAAUUAAAGCGGAACACAGCUACAGUUUAAGCACGGACAUAGACUCGCAGCCAGAAACAUCGAAACAGGCACACUCAAAAGUUGAUGACAUGGAAGAUGAAUGUUACCCAGCGAUAUCAAUGAACCCGUCAUCCUGCGACAGACUGACAGAUGUACAGAUGCAUAUCAAAGAAGAAAUCACAGACAUCAAAGACGAAUACAGCAGCGAAACGGAAAGUAUACAUAGCUCAUGCCCGUCAUCGCCACAACCACAGUUAGUUCAGGAAAAUGAAAUACAGUUUGAUGUCUCACAAAUCUCUCAGGCGCUACUACAACAGACCGGGCACAACAUUGUGAUCACAACAAAUACCCUUCUACCACAGAGGAUACAAAUACCAAAAAUAAAUUUUAAGUUAGCAACCUCAAAUGGCAGCACAUUCCACCUUCCCCCCACCCCGCCAUCGUGCAGCAGCAGUGACGAUUCCGAAGACAAUGCGACGAUUUCUCAGCCAAGUUCGCCAGCAGCCAGAAAAGCCAACCGGCCAAUUUUACCAAACCCACCCGUAAGGCAGCCCAUUUAUACUCCCUUGAUUAGUAGUCAGCCGAAAGGCUCCACCGGCAUCCUGGUUCUCACAGAGGAAGAAAAGAGGACGCUCAUAGCUGAAGGAUAUCCAGUUCCUACACGUCUACCUCUUACGAAAUCCGAAGAAAAGUCAUUAAAGAAAAUAAGGAGGAAAAUAAAGAAUAAGAUAUCAGCGCAGGAAAGCAGACGCAAAAAGAAAGAAUAUAUGGACACCCUAGAAAGAAAAGUGGAAAUCCUAGUGAACGAAAACAACGAUUUUAAAAAGACCAUCGAAACCCUCCAGGAAUCAAACAGCGAUCUUCUCCAGAAACUCCAGAAAUUGCAGGCGAUUGUCACGAGAAUGCAGACCCAAAAGUAAUCACCUAUUUUUAGGUCCAUUUGUGUGUAAAUGUCGCAGGCAGAUUUAAGAGAAUUUUGUAUAUUAUAAAUCCGCUCAUAUUAAUUUAGUCCGAAUCGAUUAGAUAAGAAAACGUCUUCCAUCCAGAUUUUGCCUUUUUGUACGGUGGUUCCAAUGUAUGUCUUUUCUAGUACACUGUAGAAGUUGGUGAAAUUUUAACACAUUCCGUAUAGUUAAACCAAAGGGAAAAGUGUAAAUGUACGAAUAAGCGUUUCAAAGAACCAAUUUAUAGUAUCUAAUAUAUUUUUAUAUAAAAAUAAUGUUCGGGUUACAUUUAAGAUGUUUGAGGCCCCUUAAUUAAGUAAUUUGUGACUGCUUUCCUUUUUUUUUCUUGUAUGCCAUGUGUACUUAUUUGUAUAUACGAUUAAGCGAAAUCAUAUAACAGCAUAAAACAUUAAUUUAUUGAAUUUUGGAAACUCGGAUGUUCAACAAAAAAUGUAUGAAUUCAAUUAAAAAAUAAACUUUGCAACUGGGAUACAAUGACUUUGACAAAAAAAUACCAAUCCAAAAAUAAGCUUGAAAGUCUGUAUGUAAUAUUAUAAACUAAAAUAGAUAUUUUAGUUUAUAGCUGAAAUAAAAAAGUAUAGAUAAUAUCUUCAAUUAAACUAAUAUAAAAAAUUGUCAUAAAAAGAUAUGUGCAAUAUUUUAUUCUUGUAUUUUGAAUAUAAAAAAUUCAACAGUAAAAAGAUUAAUUUGCUACAUAAGAUUUAGUCUCCUGAAAAGGUCAACGAAACAUGCUUAGAAAUUUUAAUAGUGGUUAUAGUCAAAGUGUGUUAAGUAUUUUUGUCAAGCUGGUAAUAUUAUUUUAUUUAUUUUUCUCAUACAGACAAUUUAUCAAAUAAUAAUAUACAAAUAUAUUUUUUGACAUUUCUAAUCGUUUUUUAUGUGGCCUAACAUAUCACUUGAAUAAAUAUACCUAAUUAAAUUCCUAUUUUUAUAAAACCAUAUUUAAUAUAGAACCAACCAUAUAACAACUACUUCAUAAAACUAUAAGGAAAAUUAUAAUUUCGCUUCUUCGUAAAGUAUACAUACCCACUAUCCUCAAGUUAGGUGGUAAUUUGCAUAUUCUAAAUCUAUAUUUUUAGGUACCUAUUGUGCAAUUAUUAGUAAACAUAAAAGAGUACAAAUAUUAAUUGCAUUUGUAUAUAGGAACAGUACAACAAUGUCUACAAUCAUCCCAAUUUUGAGAUUAACCUUGAAGCUUCAUUGCAUUUUUUAAACAUGUGUAUUACCAUGAUUCUUAACUAAUAGUUUUAAGUUCAUUAAUCUUACAGAGGAGUAUUAACUAAUAUGCAUCUGUCCGCUAAAGCAUUUAUUUAAAAAAAAAUCAGACUGAUUAAGGAUAACUUUAUGUCAAGUGAAACAUCAAACGUGCAAUUAAUUAUAAAAUUACGAUAGUUAUUUAAUCUUUUAAAAGAGUAUUUAUUUAAAAGUAACAUUGUUAUAAUAUUUUUUUUGAUUUACCGAGUUAAGGAUAUUUAGUUUAAAGUUUUAUAUUAAAAAUUUUAUCGUUGGUAAAAUUUGUUAAAAAAUUGCUUGUAUGUAUAUAUUUUGUCACCGAGAGUCCUAUAUAUUAAGUUGUUAUAAAAACAUUUUAUUAUUUUACUAAAACAAGUUUUCAUUAGGAAGAGUUAUAAGUAGGUUAAAUCUAGUUAUGUAAAUUUUGCCAAAUCAACCAUUAUAUGGAGGAAUCUUAAUCAUUUUGAAUAUUGUUCGUAAAAUUCUUCCAUAUCUAUUUCAGGGGACUUACUCAUACUAAAUAAGACGCUUCUGAUAAUAAUUAUAAUUAAUAUAUGUUAGUAUUUUACUAAAUAGGCAAAUUCAUUAUUAAUAUUAUUAUUCUUAGUUAAAUGGAAUUUACUUACUUACACCUUUAUUGGUUUAUUAGUAAUAUUAUUAACUGCUGCUCUUAUCGUACUGCAUAUAUUAUGUAGAUUAUAGGCAGAUGACGUUAUAUAUACCAUUAUAUUUUUUACAUGUUUCACGUGUUUAUAGCGAAUCCGCCUUAGGGAUAUAUUUGCCGCAUUGUAUUUAGUUUUUAGGGAAGUCAUUUGCUUUCAUUUUUGCACAUUGCGUCCCGUUUGUUAAUGUUUUCUUUGUGACUUAAAGUAUAUAAAUAUACAUAUAUAAAAUAAA